This is a messenger RNA of Penaeus indicus, 1609 nucleotides long. RefSeq lists its product as uncharacterized. NCBI's taxonomy places the organism in Eukaryota, Metazoa, Arthropoda, Malacostraca, Decapoda, Penaeidae. The record is from RefSeq and is a predicted model, not a curated record. The transcript is spliced from 5 exons. Bases 1 to 1599 code for a protein of 532 amino acids.
AUGGCUCAGUGGGCUAAAGGCUGCCGAGUGCUACUAUUGUGUUUGGGAGCUCGAGGCCCUCUGGUGUCGCGAGUGAAUAGGUUUUCAACUGUUCCCAGCACACAGCACACAGAGUGCUGUCUGCCGAGCCUACAGAAAAUGGAGAACGAGAAGAAAGAAAACGGCUCAGAUGGAUUUCCCCCUUCAUUUGCCCCUUCACUACCCCCUCUCCCUAUCCCCACCUAUCUACCAUCUAUCCACUAUCUAUCCACUUACACUUCGCAUCGCAGAGAAAAGUCGCUCUUAAGUGAACAGCUGAUUUUGGAUCCGAUUCCGACCAAACCAUGUUUCUUCCAUCUCCUCUUUUCUCUCUUUUCUUCUCUAUAUCUUCCUUUCCUUCUUUCCAGUUCUUUCCUCUUCCCUUCGUAUUUUCCUCUCCCUCUCCCUCGUCCUGUUUUCGUCCUCACUCGUCCUCUUCGUCCUCUUCCCUUCGUAUUUUCCUCUCCCUCUCCCUCGUCCUGUUUUCGUCCUCACUCGUCCUCUUCCUCCUCUUCCUCCUCUUCCUCUUUCUCCUCUUCCUUCUCUUCCUCUUUCUCCUCUUCCUUCUCUUCCUCUUUCUCCUCUUCCUUCUCUUCCUCUUUCUCCUCUUCCUUCUCUUCCUCUUUCUCCUCUUCCUUCUCUUCCUCUUUCUCCUCUUCCUUCUCUUCCUCUUUCUCCUCUUCCUCCUCUUCCUCUUUCUCCUCUUCCUUCUCUUCCUCUUUCUCCUCUUCCUCUUUCUCCUCUUCCUUCUCUUCCUCUUUCUCCUCUUCCUUCUCUUCCUCUUUCUCCUCUUCCUUCUCUUCCUCUUUCUCCUCUUCCUUCUCUUCCUCUUUCUUCCCUUCUUCCUUGGCCUCUCUUUCACGCCCCUCUUCGUUCUCGUCCUCACUCUUCAUUGUCUUUUAUCCUGUUUCUCCUCCUCGCCCUUGUAUUCGCUCCUUGCCUCUUCCUCUUCGCCAUCUUCCUCCUAUUUUUCUUCCUUACCUUCUCCACUUCCAAUUCCCUCCAACAUCUUCGUCCGCUUUUCUUCGUCUCUCUCUCUCUCGUCUUCUUACCCGUCCUCUUUCUCGUCUCCGUCUUCGUCUUCGUCUUCGUCUUCAUCCUUUUCUGUCCUUCUCUGUUCUUCGUUCUCGUCUUCCCCAAUCUUCCUCUUUUCUCGCCCUCUUUUCCGUCUUCCACUUCGUCCUUCGAUUCUCUCGUCCUCUUCCCGUUUCUCGUCCUCCACUUUGUCCCUUCCCUCCGCUUCACCCUUUCCUCGUCUUCUUUCUCGUCCUCCCGUUCGUUCUUAUUCCUCUUCGUCCUCUCCUCCUCGCCCUCUUCCGCGCCUUCACCCAUGCCUCUUCCCUGUCUUCGUCUUCGUCCUUCUCCUCGUCCUCUUCCUUUUCCUUUUCCUUUUCCUCUUCAUCGUCCUCUUCCUCUUCCUCUUCAUCGCCUUCUUUCCCCUUCCAUCGUUCUCGUCCCGCCAUCCGUCCUCUCCCUCGUCUUCGUCUUCCUCUCCAUCCCUUCCCUUUCUUCCUCUUCCACUUCCUCUUCUUCGCUUCUUCUUCCCCGUUCCAUGAUCCGGGAAGGUAUUGCAUAAAAUAAAAUAAAAAAC